This is a messenger RNA of Alternaria ethzedia, 324 nucleotides long. RefSeq lists its product as uncharacterized. The coding region runs from base 1 to 324 and encodes 107 amino acids. The record is from RefSeq and is a predicted model, not a curated record. Lineage: Eukaryota; Fungi; Ascomycota; Dothideomycetes; Pleosporales; Pleosporaceae. The transcript has 3 exons.
AUGCCUUCCCCAUUCCAGCAGAAGUACUCUUCCCAGAACCACAAGGUCUUUAAAGACAACACCACCCCAGCCAUGCCCGAAGCACCCAAGCAGGAGGCCGACCGUCGUUCUUCUGAGUCUUCAGUUGGCUCUUCAUAUUACGAUGGCCGUCGUAGGUCUUCUGCAGCUCAGCGAUUUGGCAACCUAGAGGCCCUCAAGCGUCGUCAAGAUGAAGAGAGCAUGGCUCGCAGGCAGUCAUUCCACGACGCAUACGGAAAGCCAGGUUUCCUUGGAACUCUCUGGAACAACUUCACUCGUGGUCCCAUUACUCCUUCUCAGAAGUAG